UUCACCGCGGACUCAAUCAGCGCCGUGUGUGUCGCUGUGGCGGCGUGGGCUGAAGCCGCCCUCUGCCUCUCGCUCUCCCCGCCCGAGUGCUGCCGCAGAGCGCGAAUGGCGACGUCGAGCCGAGGCCUCGGACGAGCUCCACGGCCCGCUUGAGUCACAGGCGUACAGCCACAGGCGACGAGAAACUCAUCUCGCCGACGGGAGGCACCCUCUUCUGUGCGCUGGACGGAUACGCUCAGCCGUACCGCGUUCUUGUUGUCGUUCAGUGGCGGGAGUGUAAACAAUAAGCACAUCGAUGUUUACAGCGCCCGCACGCUGAAGAGCCGUGCGCACAGCGCGGCGGCGGCGGCUGUGGGCGCGGCACGAACAGCGUGCUGCCUGGAGAGGGACGAGCGGGCGGGGGGCGGGGGGAGGCGGUAAAGCAGCAAAUGACCGCGGACUCCGGGAUCGCGUUUCUCCCUCUCGCCACCCGUGCUAAUCGGAGGUGCGGGGGAAGGGCAACCAACUAGAGACGCGGCAAGAGAGAGGCUGCUCCGGUCUCUUGAGCUGUGUCAUUGCUAGGGCAGCUAUGAGCCAUGGGCUACGAGGUGACUCGGUUUGAAGGAGGAGUGGAUGAGGAGCUCAUCUGCCCCAUCUGCAGUGGUGUCCUUGAAGAACCUCUGCAGGCCCCGCAGUGCGAACAUGCGUUCUGCAGCGCCUGCAUCCACCAGUGGCUCUUGCGGCAGCAGACGUGCCCCGUGGACCGCAGCGUGGUGACGCCGGCGCACCUGAAGCCCGUGCCGCGCAUCAUGCGCAACAUGCUGUCCAAGCUGACGAUCCGCUGCGAGAACGCGCCGUCGGGCUGCACCGCCAUGCUGCGCCUGGACCUGCUGGCGUCGCACCUCGCUGACUGCGAGCACAACCCCAAGCGGCCCGUGCCGUGCGAGCAGGGGUGCGGGCUGAUCGUGCCCAAGGACGAGAUGGGUGGCCAUGUGUGCGUGCGAGACCUCCGGGCCCUCGUGCUCACUCAGCAGCACAAGCUGAGCGACCUGGAGAAGAUGGCGGCCGAGCACCGGCACCAGCUCGCCGAGCAGAAGCGGGAGAUCCAGCUGCUGAAGGAGUACAUGCGGGCCCUGAGGAACUCCACCGCAGUCCCACGCAGCAUUGAGCCGCCCUCUGAGCAGAACGAAGUGUUGGGGUGGGUGAGCGCGCUGCAGCCGGCGCGCGUCACUCGCUGGGGCGGCAUGAUCUCGACGCCGGACGCGGUGCUGCAGGCCGUCAUCAAGCGCUCGCUGCUCGAGAGCGGCUGCCCGCUCGCCGUCGUCACGGGCCUCAUCGAGAACUCCCACGAGCGCAAGUGGCCGCCGGGGCUGAGCACGCUGGAGACGCGGCAGAUGAACCGCCGUUACUACGAGAACUACGUGACCAAGCGCGUGCCGGGCAAGCAGGCCGUGGUGGCGAUGGCGUUGGAGAACCAGCACAUGGGAGACGACAUGAUCGUGGAGCCGGGCCUCGUCAUGAUCUUCGCGCACGGGGUGGAAGACGUAUAACGCGUGCCGUGCGUCGGGCAGAGAGGGCCGGGCGCUUGCGCGCUCACUUUUCCGGCCGUUCAGCGGACAUCUGCCACCGGGGGGCGUCCCCCUGAUGCUUGGACGAAUCCUCGAGGUACUUUUUUAUAUGCAGUUGCUGGGCACAGGCCCAAAGGCACCAUAAGAUCCAACGGCCAGCAACAAAUUGUCACUAUCAAAAUUGUAAUAGAUGAGGGUUUACGGGUUUCUUGGAUUGAGUAAGUGAUCGUGAAAAGAGGCGAUAGGAGGAAAUUCUAAACUGAAGCAGUGGGGGUGGGGGGUGGUAGGGGGGGAGCAGGAAGAGAGUUGCAGUGACCUGCAGUGCGGUGGUUGACCGCAGAGUGGAUGAGAAGAAGCGGUCAGUCUGGCAGACCCGAUUCCUCAACAGGGGUGGAGGAAUCAAUGUCCGAAUCACUGCGAUGGAGGCACGGUAUAAAUACUGAUGAUUUAUGAGGAAGGAUUGAGCCGUUAUCUCUGGAGUCUAACUUCAAAUAAUAAUAAAAAAUAUUUAGAAAAACAAAAAUUUCCCCACCAUUUUCUAAUCGUGCCAUCGGCAUUGUGAGGCGAGACAAACAGAUUCCCUUGGGGGUUCUUCUGCCGGCGAAGGGGUCUCGCGUCACUCCGACUCGGAGAGCGCCCCCCUCCCCGAAGGUGACGUCGCAGAGCCACGGCACUGGGCUCGGCUGUUCAACUCACCACACUUCAGGAUCCAAGUUAAUCACAAGCGGCUGCAACCUGGGAUUGAACCUGGGUCAAUCCCAUUGCUGCCGGCUCAGUGCUCCGACACGGAUGUUAUCCCUCUGAGCCACUUGGACACUUCCAGCCUUGAGACACUUCUCAAGAAUGUGUGGAGCCUCACACCUGCGCUGGUCCAAUGACUUACUUCUUGCAGCUCUGGGACAGGAGUUUGAGGGGUUUUUUUUCUAGAAGCAACGUCAACGGUUUGAAGUAAAAUGUCAAAGGAAAGGGAAAACCGAUACCCAGCAAACUACACUACCGGCCGUCGCGAGGUCAGGGAGCGACCCUCGGUGUGACGCGUCUCACCUGGUGACAUGAAGGUCACACAAAAACUCAACAAAAUAUUCCGAAUGCUGAAAUAAAGUUAUAUUUUCACAGAAGCUUUGGUUUUAGUAAAUGCAAUGUGAAAUAUGCUACAUGACAUGUGGUGGAGAGGGAGAAGGUUUGCUUAUAGAUGAGUACUUUGGGGAAAUAUUUUUAAAAUUGUUUUAACUUUUCCUAAUUUGUAUAAUUAUUUCCCAUGUGUCAGUGUCAAAUAAUUUGACUUCUGUAACCCACAGAUUUCUGUCUUUGUCCUGUAACUUCCAACGCGAACGGAUCUCUUGUUGCUUCAGAUUAUCGUGGCAAGUGCUGCGAGUGUAAGCGAAACGCGUCGUGAUCAAUGUGCUUGAGUGGUGAGAGUGAUGAAAAUUUAAAUGCAGAACACUUGAGAGCGUCAGGAUAAAAGCCCCAAUUUGACUCCAGAGUUUCCACGUUUCGUGCUGGCGCCCACCAGCGUUGAGUUUUUACUUUGUUUUGUUAAACUGGGCGAGUACUCUUGAGUGGCAGCGUUGCCUUUGCAUCUCAGCCUAAUGAAACUGCACAACCCCAGCAGGGAUGCACUUGUCAGAGUAGGGACAGGAUUACCGAGUCAAGAUUUUUCUACGUAGCUGAUUGCGAUAAGUGUAUCAUUUACCCACGAAGCUUUCGAAAUACUGGCCAUUCUUUCCAACCUGUUUCAGUCGGAAAUAUAAUCAUCAUCAUCCAAUAAUCAUCACUGAUGUUUGUUUCUGAUUGACAGCGUCGUCGUGAUCACCAUUGCUCUCAUCACAGUUCCACAAUUCUCGAUCAUCCAAAAGUGUCUUUGAUGUUACUCCAAUUUACCCCUCCCUCCCAAAAUGCCCCUGUCUUUUCAUUCCACAUUUCCCUCGACCUGCCCGCGUAUCUCCCACCCCCAUAUGCCGGUCCUGGUCACCUCUCUUCAUUCUCGUGUCUGGAACACUUCAGUCUGAACUUUUUGCAGCCGCGUGAUUUUGGUACAAACACAUCUCUCGUGCCGCUUAUUGGGUGCAUGGUGGCGCUUAAAGUAACACACCAAAGUCUGCUCAAUAGGUCAUUUUACAAAGUGGCUCAUCAUUGCACUUAAGUAUGCAGUGAACUAUUAAAGAAAUGUCAGUCCCCUUAUUGUUUUGCUAUUGUGAUGCAGUGUUCAUGCAGACGGCGGUGAGCGUUGUAUCGUUUGUGCUUGUGCACCACUGCCAACACGGUCCCUUCGCUCGGUGCUUGACUACAUUGGCCCGUCGCAGAACGCAACAAAACACUAAAGUUAUAUGUAUAACUUAGGAAGGAGUCUGCUGAAGGGAGAACAGUAGUACAAACUGUGAGCAUGUGAUGAUUCAAAUCGGUUCUUACGCUCGCGAAUAUCUGCAUCAAACACUGCACUUGAGAAUGUUUUCACGACGUCUGUAGCAUACGGACACGACACGACUGUCACGUUCUUGCCACCCGCUAUUUAUUAAUAUAUUUAUUAUUGUUGUUGUCAUCAUCGUCGUCCUCAUCCAUUAUUCACUUUCCAUCCCAGUGCAGAAACGGUACAAACGAGGCAGUUAAGAGAAAAACACAACAACGACGACGAGGAGGAGGAGGAGGUGUAGACAACGGAGCGACGUCAGCCGAAGCGCCACACAGUCGACGGGGGAAGUCGUGCUGAGCACGUGCUCAGCAGGCGGAGUGUCAGUAGCCGUCAGGAGUAGUCGCCGCUGGUGGUGUUGGCGCUCUCGUGUGCAUCGCACGAGUUGCAAAAAGCAAAGACGAUUCAACACUUUAGACGUAAAUGCACUCGUGGCUGGAGUACGACGAUUCUCAACUCGGUGAGCCACUUCCCUCCUCGUGUGGUCACUCGUCAACACCAGAGAUGUACAAAGAGCGCGCGUUUCAUACACACGAACUCAAUGUAGCGAUAGUUUUUGUUGCAUAUUGAGGAUUGGGAAUAAAGCUUGGCAAGAAAGUGCCGCGUAGAAUUUGGGAGAGGGAGGUGGUGGCGGAUGGGACGCGAGUUGUAGGAGGAGGGGACACCCCCGGGGCGCACGUGGGAGCAGUGGCGAGCCCCAAGGUGCGCGACGGAGCGAGGCGCAAGACCUCGAGCCGUGCGAUGUCUCCGUGUGUGUGUUGAUGCGACUGGAGGAGUGGUCCUUCGGAAGUCGGGUGGUGACCAUUGGGCAACUGUUGGCAGUGCAGUGACUUGCAGCGGAGCAAAGCAAUAGCGACGCCUUUACGGGUUGUGCAGUUCGAUUGGGUGACGGAGAGAGUUGAACAACGCUGACCAACUUGAAUCGAGAGGUGAUGCCGCGCAUCAUAUCUCGACGGAAGGUGCAAUUGUAACCCAGCUGCACCUGCAACUAUUAGAACUUGGGCUUUUCUCCUGAUAGUCCUUAGGGUUUUAUGUGUUUUGUAUGUACGAUAUACACACACGCGCGCAUAUGAACUAUUCUGUGGAGCCGAAUGAAUGAUCGAUGUCUGAGGAAUGCUCCUUGUCCAUACACAAUUGUUCCGUGUCCAUGCACAAUGUCCAAAUACAAGCGGUGAUCAGAAGGCCUCUGUCCUGAUGUUAAGAAGGAUUCGCAUUUCGAAGCGGAAGAUACACUUUCAUCUUUUGCAUUCUGUUUGAAAUAAUCACUCUUGUUGUGUGUUCAUCAGAAAACGAGACAUCUGAGCUGAGAGCAGGCCUAUGUUCACAAUGAAGCCAUGCUGCCACAGGAAAUCCAUACUUACGAUGGAAUCCUUGGAAUAAUCUUCCACAUUUGUGUUCCAUGGUUAAGAGGUGGUGUCCAGGAUUUAAAUGCGGGAGGGAAACUUGUUAAGAUCCGUGUUUGGGCACCCAACACCAUUUACAAUUUGUGAACGCCAAUUAAAUUCGUAAUCUCCUGAAAUUCCUCUGCAUAAUUUGAUCGUAAGGAAUAUUUCCAAGUCUGUCUGCCCUUGCGUGUGUGUCACAAGCAUUAUCAACCGACAGUUUUGUGGUAAACAAUGUCUCUGGUUGCCCAGAAUCUUGGCCAUCAACUAGAAGUGAGCCAGAGUACGGGCAUGGUCAGUUGCUGCAGGGAAAUCCAGGACCUGUUUGUGACAGGUUCGUGGCAGUAUAUGAUAGGGUGGCUCUCCUUAUCUUGAAUGGAGAAUCGAAGGCUAGAGAUUUCACUGGAAACCAUGGAUUCCCCCCAACUUUUCAGGGAUUUGCCUCUUCUGGCCUCUUAUGGCAAAGUGAUAGCCUCUGCACCAAAACGGACACCUUUAUACAAGGGAUCAUGUUUGCAAUAACCACAACACUUGCAGUCGAAAUGCAAACAAAAAGAGACAACUCUGAUAAUAUGCACUGUCCUUGAAAUUGAUUGGUCCACUCAAUUACCCCGAGCUCUCAAUACUCUGAUAGUGCGCUGUUUUUGAGUUGUGCGCCUUUGGCGUCAUCUGGUCCAACACCAUGUGAGACUAGGCUCUAAGAAAAUCCGUCUCGGGUGUGGACCAAUUAAUUUCAAGGACAGUGCAUAUCAUUAUCAGAGUUGUCUCUUUUUGUUUGCAUUUUGGCUGCUUUUGUUGUGGUUAUUGCAAACAUGAUCCCUUGUAUAAAGGUGUCAGUUUUGGUGCCAGAUAAAAGGGUAAACCCCUAUUACUAUGAUAACCUCUGUUUGGUGAGAUGCAGUGAAAGCCAUUCCGACUUCAUGACGCACAAGCUUCACUGCAGGCUGUGCAGGUUCUUCUCAAGCCCCCACCAGCUUGAUACACAAAGCUGCGUGGGGAUUAAAGCCUUGGAAUAUUGUUGGACCAAGCGCAUUGCACGUCAAGGGAAAGGUGUAAACAACCGUUUCGUUAAGGUCACUUUGUUUUCCCUGUCAAUCGGAAUCAGAAUAUGUAUUUAUACUGGAGGAAUCCGAUGAGUUAUAAAGCUCUUUUACACAUGUCCAGUCGGGGCGCGUCAGAACGUUACAACAACAAACAGUGCAAAAACACGAUAAGGGUGCAAAGCAUUGGAAAGGAAAAUAAAUCACUUAAAAAUAUACAACUAAAACUAAGCUGUUUUUUUUAUCUUACCAGGUAAAGCCCACUGAGCUGUUAGAUUAUUGUUCAAAAGCGGCCUGGCCACAAAUGAUAGCUCAACGAUGUGGCUUAUCAUGUGGACAUUUAUAGCAGCAAAAUAAUCUAAAUAAUCUAACUUCUGUAUCACCCCUUGUAUGCGUGACUGAAAAACAAAUCGCUCCAAACAGUUGAACACUUGCUCCUGGUUCACAGACCGCUGCUGGUUCACAGACUACUGCUGGUUCACAGACUACUGCUGGUUCACAGACUACUGCUGGUUCACAGACUACUGCUGGUUCACAGACUACUGCUGGUUCACAGACCGACUGCUGGUUCACAGACUACUGCUGGUUCACAGACUACUGCUGGUUCCCAGACUUCGCUAUCAGUAGGCAAGUUGAGUCCACAGUGGUAAAGGUAAUAAUCAUCUCUCUACCGGUUGCUGGUUGUCAGCUACGUACCAAUGAAGCUAUUUACGUCGCCUGUUCAUUUCGCUCUACACUCUUGACGUUGCUCAUCAUUUACGUUUGUUUACUGCGAGUUGGCUGGCAAUUGGGAGAGGCUGCCCUGCUGCUGCUGGAGCAAAGGUGUAAUGUAGAGAGAUCCGAUGCCGAAAUGAUUAAAGGUAUCCUGAGAGUCCUGCGGAUUGGUCGACUAUACUUCACCACCCGGGUCGGUGCGGGUUUGU
Messenger RNA from Lethenteron reissneri (Far Eastern brook lamprey), 7299 nucleotides. It is a transcript of the gene RNF41, whose product is annotated as ring finger protein 41. Gene Ontology annotation, molecular function: ubiquitin protein ligase activity. NCBI's taxonomy places the organism in Eukaryota, Metazoa, Chordata, Hyperoartia, Petromyzontiformes, Petromyzontidae. Gene Ontology annotation, biological process: regulation of canonical NF-kappaB signal transduction; protein ubiquitination. The record is from RefSeq and is a predicted model, not a curated record. Gene Ontology annotation, cellular component: plasma membrane signaling receptor complex.